Messenger RNA from Ficedula albicollis (Collared flycatcher), 1561 nucleotides. It is a transcript of the gene EIF3J, whose product is annotated as eukaryotic translation initiation factor 3 subunit J. The coding region runs from base 1 to 720 and encodes 239 amino acids. Gene Ontology annotation, molecular function: translation initiation factor activity. Lineage: Eukaryota; Metazoa; Chordata; Aves; Passeriformes; Muscicapidae. Gene Ontology annotation, cellular component: cytoplasm; eukaryotic translation initiation factor 3 complex. The record is from RefSeq and is a predicted model, not a curated record. The transcript is spliced from 7 exons.
AUGACGUGUCUAAAGCAGCAGCACCAGGCUGGGGGUCUGUGGGCAGUGCAGCAGGUGACAGGUGCCUCUAAAAGAACCUUGGCUGUUUUGCAGGAUAACUGGGAUGAUGAGGAGGAAGAGGAGGAGGUGAAGGAGACAGAGGUAAAACAAGAACCGAAAGUUUCGGAAAAAAAGAAAAUAGCAGAAAAAAUCAAAGAAAAAGAAAAGCUACAGAAGAAAAAGCAAGAGGAGCUUAAAAAAAGGUUAGAGGCACCUGAGGAGCAGAAGGAGCUCACACCAGAAGAACAGUUGGCAGACAAACUACGGCUAAAGAAGUUACAAGAGGAGUCAGACCUGGAGCUGGCAAAGGAAACCUUCGGUGUAAAUAGCACUUGUGGAAUAGAUGCCAUGAACCCCUGUUCCAAAGAUGACUUCACGGAGUUUGGGAAGCUGCUGAAGGAGAAGAUCACGCAGUACGAGAAGUCCCUACACUACGCCGGCUUCCUGGAAGCGCUGCUGCGGGACGUCUGCAUUUCCUUGGAGGUGGAUGAUUUGAAAAAGAUCACAAAUACUCUGACAGUAUUAUGCAGUGAAAAACAAAAACAAGAGAAGAAUAAAGCCAAAAAGAAGAAAAAAGGAGUUGUGCCUGGCGGGGGGCUGAAGGCGACCAUGAAAGACGACCUGGCUGACUACGGUGGCUACGACGGCGAGUACGUACAAGACUUUGAAGACUUCAUGUGACAUUUAUCUCCCUCCUGUUGUCUUUCUGUUGCCCAUAAUCCCUUAAACAUGUAGCACAACCUUUCUUCCUCUAAAUUCUGCCAAAUGCUACAAUCAGAAUUGCAGUAUCUGUGUGCUGGGGGCUGGAGGUGCCGGGGCCGGGCGGAAGCUCCAGCCGGGGCGGAAUGGAAAAGGUCUGGAAAUUGCAGUUAAAACCCAAAAUUCUGACACUGGGCACUGCUGCUAUUCAUAGCAACAGCCACUCAAUUGGGAAGGAAUUGGAACAAGGUGAAGGAUUAUAACCAGCACAGCUCCAUGACAUGGCCUUAACUGUCCCUGCUGCAGGGCCAGGGCUGAGCACGAGCAGUUUGCAGCAGGGGCAGGGUGUGCACGUAGAGUUCCAGUCGCUUUGUCUUGAGUCCAAGCUUGAGGAUUUCAGUAUUUUGGGAAGGGAACUGCACCUGGGAGCCUGGCCCCUGGGACAGCCACUGCUCCAGAGCCUGACACCUGAGCAGCACCUGCUGGGGCAGAGCAAGGUAAAAAACCCACUUGUGUCUUGAGGAUGAAGUUUAGUUCCACUCAUUUAAAUUUCUACUAAUGCAGCUCUCUGGGUUGGGUGUUCUUUAACAGUUAAUUAAGGGGUUAAGUGUAAAAGAAAAAACCAAACCACACAAUUCCUUGGGGCUCUCCUGGGCUGUGGUGGGUCUCUCACAACUGGGCCGUUUUCUUUCAUUAAAAACCAAACUUGCUUAGCAAACUGCAGCAGUUCCUACAGUUGGGCAAAUUGUUAUGUUAACAAUUACAACAUCUGCAAUGUUUUAUAAAGCAACUAAUUUAAUAAAAAUCACUAUUGAGGACUUCA